UCUUCCCCUUGGUUACUGUGUAGCGGUCUUCGCCCUCAACAUGUAACGUUAUCUCGGAUAACUCUUGUAUGUGGUGUGAUCCGUGUUGGUAAAAUGUUAAGUUAACUGACUUCGGGAUGAAUUAAUGGUGGUGAACCUAAAGCAGGAUGGGCGACUCAUUAGGAAAUGAAGCAGAUUUUCUUGGAAUGAUCAGUGAGUAUCUGGGUUUCGGUGAAUUUGAAGAAACAGCAAAAGAGUUUGAGAAGGAAUGUAAAAACAAGGGGAAGCCAUUCCCCAAAUAUCAAGGGAAUACAGGUCAGGAUUCCAGAACCCUCAUCAUUCAGAAAGACCUCAUAAGCUCAUUCGAGGAUGGAGACUACAAGGUUUUCUUUGAGCUGUGGAAUGAUAGUGUUCCCGCCGAUGUCCGUGAUGGCCAUCCCACCGCUCAGAAGCUUGAGUUUUACCUGCACAUCCAUUUUGCCAUCUAUCCUCUGAAGCAUGGCCUUGGAAUGCCACGGGACCGAGGAGAUUUCGACGAGCGGAUCACCUUCUUCAAACACUUUCUGGAGACCAGAGGCUCAGCACUGAGUCAGACCACAGAGUUCCUGCCAUUCUAUGCCCUGCCAUUUGUACCCAAUCCUGUCACUCAUCCGUCUUUCAGGAACCUUUUCCAGGAAUCCUGGAUCCCAGAGAUGAAGGAGAAACUGGAGAACUUCCUCUCCACAACACUAAAGGCGUCCAAGACUCCAAGACUGGUGACCUUAUAUAGGGAAGGCUUCGCACUUGACAAAGUGCAGCACCUCCAUCUGCAGCUGGGUGAGGCGGAGAGGAAGGCCUCCACAUACCUGAGAAAGUUCCAGAAGAUGCAGGCUGACUACCACAACCUCAUCGGCGUCACGGCUGAGCUGGUUGACGCACUGGAGGCCACCGUCAGUGGAAAACCGAUCUCCCCCGAGUAUCUCCAGGGGGUGUGCGUUCGUCUCUUCAGCAACCAGAUGAGCCAAAGCGAUGCCCAGAGCGUGGACUUCACCCGGCCUGGAACUGGAUAUUACUCUAUGAGCCCUUAUGACAAUGAUGAUGGAUAUGCCUCCUCUAUGCUGCGUGCCUCCAUCGCUCCCCCGCAGCCUAGAGAAGUGCCUCUACUGCCAUCACUGGACUAUGACAAGCUCAAGACAGACCUGACCAAUGGCCCGGACAGGAUUCAGGCUCUCCUGCUGCAAGCACUGCGCUGGAGGCUGACUCGAUCUGUCCAUGGUGAGCAGCGUGACACUGUCCUUCAGGCCUUCAUCAGCAACGAUCUCCUGGAGCGCAGCAGCAGCCCCAGCAAGAAGAGGGUGCUUGACUUGCUGAGGUCGAAGAAUGAGGUUGUUCGUCAGUACAUGGCGCGACUCAUCAACGCCUUCGCCUCCCUGUCAGAUGGCCGCUUGUACCUGUCUCAGAUCCCCUCGCUGCUGAAGACUCUUCUGGACUCCUUGAAAUCGGAGGAGAAGGAUUCAAUGAUCAGGGAGAAUAUCCUGGGAGCCCUGCAGAAACUCAGCCUCAGGCGGGCACAGCAGACGGCUAUGAUCAGCGAUGGGCUGAUUGACUGGCUGGUGGACGAGCUCCAGGACUCGGACUGUCUGACGGACUAUACACUGGAGUAUGCUGUCGCCCUGCUAAUGAACCUGUGCCUGCGCACACAAGGUAAAAGGAAGUGUGCGGCGAAUGGCAAACAUGUCCUGAAGGUUCUGACUGACCUCCUGGGCCACGAGAAUCAUGAGAUCCGACCUUAUGUGAACGGAGCUUUGUACAGCAUAUUGGGCAUAUCAACUGUUCGCGAAGCAGCCAAAGAAAUGAGUAUGGAAGAGAUCCUGUGCUGCUAUAGCAAAGAGGAGAACGUUGAGCUCAACAGGCAGAUAGAGUUUAUCAUCAAGCAACUCAACUCAGGUGAUGCCCUGGAAGACAGUCCCGAGUCAGAUGAUGAAGAAGAGGAUGAUGAUGAUGAGGAGGACGCCAUGGAGGCAGAUCUGGACAAAGAGGAAGUGCUCCAGCCGCAGCCAAAGGAACUGUUCGGAGAGGCCUUGCUGACUACAGAAUAUCUGGGGAUCAUGACCAACAUGGUGAAGACAAAGAGGAGGUCUGGGCCGCCUGCGGGCCAGAGCCUAGACGAGCCCUUGCAACGUCCCGUGACGCCCAGCUCUCAUCGCCACACAGUAGACUCCAGGCGAGAGGGAGAUGCCCCCCUCAUGCGGCAGCGGAGCCGGGACAGCUUGCCCUCCUCCAGGUUCGGCUCUCGCCCCCCCACCAGGAGCGGCAGCCGGCCCAGCACCGGAGACUCCCUACACCGCACACUCGUGUCUGAGUCGGAGUGCUGGCGUUCGUCCCAGGAGUCUGGACUGGAGGAGCUAGUGGGGGGGGCACAGCAUCCCCAGCCGCCCACCAACGGACACUCCAGCAGUGAGUCCGUCCCUGCGUUUGCAAGCCGGCCCAAGAUUCCGCGGACGCCCGACAGUGACGCGGGUGCGAGGCGUCGCUCCUCCCCGCUGCUGGCCCCCCAGUUCUCUCAGUGCGAGCCCCAGCAGAGCAGCCGGCCUGGGUCCACAGGCUCCAACGCACGCAGCCAGCGGCUCAGCAGCCUGUCGAGUAGGAAGUGAGGAGGUCUCUUUCAGCAGGAGCGGGCCUAUCUCCAGAGGGGAGCAUCCAGCUUCCUGAAACAGCAUCCGCGCCCCUUAUCAGGGUCAGGCCCGGCAGAGAAUCCUCCAGAGCCGCUGGAGGGGGGGAGGAAGGGGGGAUAGGAGCGGGAGCACCUCCAGAACAAUGCCCAGGAUUGUAGCCCCCACCUCCACCUCCUCCUCCUCCUGCUCCUCCUCCUUGACUCCCCCCUACCGGCCCCGCAACUCUCCAGCUCCUCCUAUCAACCCCUCCACAGAAGAACUUCUGUAACAUAACACGCUCCAGCAAUAAUCACAACAAGCACCUUUUUUUUUACCCACCGCCACCACCCGCCCCCAGCCCGCUUUCUUUCUUUCUUCCAUGCUCACCUCCACAACCCGCCUCUUUACUAGCAAAGCUCUGCUGGUCUGCCGGUCUGCCUACCUGCACAACUCCACACCUCUCUUUUUGUCCCCAUUCUCUUCUGAGACAAUGGCUACACGCACAAUGUUAAUUCCCAUCCAUCAACUUGCUGAAUUCCAGAGAGAUUCUGUAUUUUUUCCUUGUCCUUCAAUAUCUUAGCUAUUACACUUUUUUGCCAUAAUGAAUGCAGCUAUUAGUCGCCUUUUGUUUACAUUUCAACUCUGCUUUUGACAAGUUCGUCCGUCCGUCCGUCCGUCCAUUCGUGUUGGCUGAAGCUGGUCCUUUUUGCGCAACUGAUGGAUUUUGAACACUCUCUCAGGUGUCAAUAAAAGCUUGAUUGGUUGUACGUAUUA
Messenger RNA from Engraulis encrasicolus (European anchovy), 3386 nucleotides. RefSeq names its product lisH domain-containing protein ARMC9. The coding region runs from base 147 to 2612 and encodes 821 amino acids. The record is from RefSeq and is a predicted model, not a curated record. NCBI's taxonomy places the organism in Eukaryota, Metazoa, Chordata, Actinopteri, Clupeiformes, Engraulidae. Gene Ontology annotation, cellular component: centriole; ciliary tip; ciliary basal body. The transcript has 26 exons. Gene Ontology annotation, biological process: cilium assembly. Gene Ontology annotation, molecular function: protein binding.